Molecule: messenger RNA, 2770 nt
Organism: Prosopis cineraria
Lineage: Eukaryota; Viridiplantae; Streptophyta; Magnoliopsida; Fabales; Fabaceae
Exons: 2
Coding region: 255-2573 (772 amino acids)
Biological process (GO): reciprocal meiotic recombination
Source: RefSeq, a predicted model, not a curated record
GUAUGUUCCGCUCCUCAUUACACGUAACAAGUACCUUCGCUACGUUUUCCGGGUUUGAGCUUAACCUGCUUCUGGCGGCGCAUCUUAGCCUUCUUCACCCCCUUCUUUCCCUCCAUUCCUUUCCUCCCUUUUCAGGUCUCUCAGAUUCUCCCUCUCGUCCAGUCGUCCUUCGUCGAAACCGAUAAUUCUGUUUCUCCCUGUGAACUAGACGAACGCUUAAACUUCACUAUUCGAUCGGUGAUUAACCAGAAUGUAUGGCUUUCUCUUCCUACACUCGCCUCCGUUUUCCAGCCACUUCUUCUCAACGUCACUCUCAGUUGUGCUCUCUUUGGCUCAAUUGGAAGCAUAGCCCAACAGAUCUGGUGUCGAUCAGAAAUCAAAAAGGCUAUUUAUUUAAGCCUAUUAAAUCAGUCUUAAAUGAUAAAAAGUCAGGCAUCAAUGAUUAUGAAGCAGCUGAAUCUGCAAGGAUCCUUCUCGAAAGGUUGUUCGAGCAGACGCAGAAGCUGGAAGAACAGAUGACAGGUGAAUUUCAUCUUGAUCAGGAUGGUCAGCUUGGGCUUAACCUUCAGGUCCUGGAGUCAGAUCUUCAGGCUGCGCUUACAGCUUUGAAGAAAAAGGAAGAACAUCUGCAGGAGGCAGAGAGGGCUGUUUUGUUAGAAAACAGUAAAUUAAACCGUACAAAGGAGGAAUUGGAGCUACGGGAGAGAGCAAUUGCAGCUGCGCAUUCAAAGCACGAAAAACUGGAAGAAGAGCUGAAGGAGGCUAAUCUUAACUUUGCUUCUCAAGCCAGCCAGAUAGAGGAUCUAAAGCUCCAGGUUAGAGGGAGAGAUCAAAAGAUUUCUGCUGUCCAGACUGCACUUUCUCUGAAAGAAGAAGAAAUGAAGAGAAUGAAGAAGGAUUUGGAAAAGAAGAUUCAAGAAGCUUCUUAUAUUGAUUCUGAACUUAAAUUGAAGGCUCAGCUUCUAAACGAAGCAAAUGAUGUUAUGAGGAAGCAAGAAAUUGAACUUCAUGAACUCCAGAAAACCAUCCAAGAGAAGGAAGUUCAACUACAGGAUUCUCGUGAUCAAAAGAAACUUGACGAAGAAAAGCUAAAGGCUGCAGAGGCCUCCUUGGAAAAGCAGGCAAGGGAGUGGCUGUUAGCACAGGAAGAACUUAAGAAACUUGGUGAGGAAGCUGCAAUACGUGUACAGGAGAGUAAUGGAACAGUGGAAGAUUUCAAAAGGGUGAAGCUUCUUCUUGAUGCGGUAAGGUCUGAAUUAGUUUCUUCUCAGGAAUCACUGGCAUCUUCUAGAAAGAAAAUGGAAGAACAAGAGCAACUGUUGGCACAGCAGCUGGCUGAACAUGCGGAUCAAAGGGAAAGUCUCAUUUCAUACAUGGAAAGUUUAAAACUGGCGCAAAUAGAAGUGGAUAGUGAGAGAGUGAAACUAAGGGUUGCAGAGGCAGAGAAAAAAGAAAUUGAACAGGAUUUAGCCAUGGAAAAAGAGUUUGUGAAGGAGUUACAGGAAGAACUGAAGAGAGAGAGAGCUUCCCUGAAGCAGGCAGUUCAAGAUAAGUCUUUGCUUCAAGAGAGAUUGGAUCAAAAAGGUAUUGAAUUCGAAGAAACAACUGCCCUUCUUCAUGUAAAAGAGUCAGAGCUCGUGGAUGCUAAGCUAGAAAUCCAACAUUUGAAAUCGGAAAAGGCUUCACUUCAGGUUACCUUGAAGGAGAAAGACUUGGAACUUUCUAAUGCAAGGAAGAUGUUGGAAGACGUAAACCAGGAAAUUGCUGAUCUAAAGAUGCUUCUGGACAGUAAAGAAAUCCAGCUUAUUCAAGCAACCAAUAUGCUAAGGGAGAAAGAUGAGAGCGUGCUACUUAUGCAGAAUGAGUUAAAUGAUACCAAGUUGAAGGCGUCUGAGGCUGAAACUGUGGUAGAGCGAAUUCUUGAACUAACAAAGACGCUGGUUGGUUCAAUCAAGUUUGAAGAUAUUAACUCUUUGAGAUUGCCGGACGAAAUGGGCAAGGAACCACUGCAGCUAUUGUUAGAGACACCUACUCAUGAAUUCAGGUGGCGGCAAAAACAACUUGAGGAAGAGCUUGAAUUGACAAAAGAGAGCUUGAAAACAAAGGAAAUGGAAGUUCUUGCUGCACAGAGAGCUCUAACAGUAAAAGACGAGGAACUCAAGAUGACUCUUGCAAGAUUGGACGCAAAAGAGCAACAGUUAAAGGAAGUGAGGGAGGAACUGAAUGAGGAUGCUAAUGACCUGCAACGGCUUUAUGCUUUGGCUCAGGAGAGAAUUGGCGACAAAAGCAUUGGAUACUUGGCUAUGGAGAAGCUUCAACUUGAGGCAGCACAGCUUGAAGUAGAAGCUGCCACCAAUGCUCUUUAUAAACUCGCAGAAAUGAGUAGGCAACUCUUGAAUAAGGCUGGCCUAGGUGCUGAGGCCGAUAAUCACAUAUCUGUGUUACCAAAUAAAUUUGUGAUCGAUGACAUUGAAGUGUUUAGUGAGGUGAAAGCGGGAAUUGCUCAGCUCUCAGCCUUGACCGAGGAGCUUGUGAGGGAGGCUGGUAUUGUUCCUGUAAACCAGCAUCCAUAGUGAAUGGACUUGGUGUUUAAAUUUAAGUCCACUCACUUCGAACGUAUGGAGCGAUAUACAGAGAUGUUUGGAGUGAUGCACACCAUGCCUCUUGAUUUAGUCCAGGUCCUGUUGCUUGAUUUUGCUACCUGUUGUGUAUAUUGUCUAGAAUAAUGUGGAUUACUCGUGUCCAAUUAGAGUCGGUUUCCUUUAUAAGA